ACGAAUUCUACUAACAUGAAAAAACAAAGUCCAGUGAAGGCUUCAAAAGCUUUUACAUCACGUGCAGCGAAUGUUGCUAUUGAUGAGUCUCACUUCGCAGAAUUAGAAUGGAUAGAUGACAUUUCAAAGUGUCCUGUAUACCGUCCGUCGAUGAUAGAGUUCAGGGAUCCUCUAACUUAUCUGCAAAAUAUUGCUUCUGAAGCUUCUAAAUAUGGAAUCUGCAAGAUUAUUCCCCCAAUAGAUGCUUCUGUUCCAGCCAGUGUGGUACUGAUGAAAGAACUUAGGAACUUUAAGUUCGAAACUGUAGUGCAACCUUUUCGGCUUGCUAAAUGGGAUGUGAAUGAUAAGAUCUCAUUUUAUAGAAGAGGAAGGCAAUAUACCUUCCGUGAGUUCGAGAAGAUGGCAAACAAGGAGUACUCUUCAUGUGAUUCUCCUGCAUACAUGGAGAAAGAGUUCUGGCAUCGAUUGGCUCGUGGAAAGAAAGAAACCGUUGAAUAUGGAGUCAAUGUUGAUGGCAGUGCCUUUUCAUCUGAUCCUAGGGAUCAGCUUGGGAAGAGCAAAUGGAACUUGAAGAAUCUGUCAAGGCUUCGCAAGUCCGUUUUGCGUUUGGUUGGAAGAGUUAUUCCGGGAAUAACGGAUCCAAUGCUUUACAUUGGAAUGCAAUUUGGUGUGUUUGCAUGGCACGUGGAAGAUCACUAUCUGUACAGCAUUAACUAUCAUCACUCUGGUGCACCCAAAACUUGGUAUGGAGUUCCUGGUCAUGCCGCUCUGCAGUUUGAAAGGGUAGCCCAUGAUCAUGUUUACUCUCGAGAUAUCUUAUCAUCCAAUGGAGAGGAUGGUGCUUUUGAACUGCUUUCGGAAAAAACCACAAUGUUUCUUCCAAGUAUUUUGCUACAACAUCAUGUACCUGUCUACAAGACUGUGCAGGUGCCAGGGGAAUUUGUCAUUACCUUUCCUAGAGCAUAUCAUGCAGGAUUUAGCCAUGGUUUUAAUUGUGGAGAGGCAGUAAACUUUGCAACCGCAGAUUGGUUUCCAAUGGGGGAAUUGGCCAGUGAACGUUAUGCUCUUCUUAAGAAGAUUCCAAUAAUAUCAUACGAGGAACUCCUUUGUAAUGAAGCAAUGCUUUUACUCAUGUCUUCGAAACAAGACAAUUCUGGUGAUCCAUCCACAGAUGUAGUCUCUCAGCGUGCUGUCAAGAUUUCUUUUGUACAUCUCAUACGGCAGCAUAAGCAGGCGCUUCAUCGCAUAAAAGCAUCAUCUCAUGCUUUUUCCCCACAUGCUCAAGGAACUCUCUUAUGCGGCCAUUGCAAGCGUGACUGUUACUUGGCAUACAACAUGUGCAACUUCUGCAACUCUGAUCCUUUAUGCCUUUUUCAUGAGAAUGAUUUGCUUCAUUGUUCAUGUGGACACAAGCGUACUAUUUUUCUAAGGUCGAACAUAUCAGCAAUGGAAGAUGCAGCUAAAAAAUUUGAGCAAGAAGAAGGAAAAUAUUAA
Carya illinoinensis is the source of this 1494-nucleotide messenger RNA. RefSeq names its product lysine-specific demethylase JMJ706-like. The transcript is spliced from 8 exons. Gene Ontology annotation, cellular component: nucleus. The record is from RefSeq and is a predicted model, not a curated record. The coding region runs from base 16 to 1494 and encodes 492 amino acids. Lineage: Eukaryota; Viridiplantae; Streptophyta; Magnoliopsida; Fagales; Juglandaceae. Gene Ontology annotation, biological process: chromatin remodeling. Gene Ontology annotation, molecular function: histone demethylase activity.